Messenger RNA from Exophiala aquamarina CBS 119918, 1968 nucleotides. RefSeq names its product dihydroxy-acid dehydratase. Lineage: Eukaryota; Fungi; Ascomycota; Eurotiomycetes; Chaetothyriales; Herpotrichiellaceae. The transcript has 3 exons. The coding region runs from base 1 to 1968 and encodes 655 amino acids. The record is from RefSeq and is a predicted model, not a curated record. Gene Ontology annotation, molecular function: hydro-lyase activity.
AUGUGCGAUCAGGGAGGGCGGUCGUGCAACUCAUGUGCAAACAACAGCCAAGGAGUUGGAAAUGUCGCCGACAUUGAGGACUACCUCCUCCAGAUUGGGACAUUGAGGAGGCAGAAUCAGCGAUUGCAGCAGCAACUGUCCGAAGCAGGUGUGAGGAGAAGUCCACGUCCGGAUACUGACCGAUCCAAACUGCGUUCUGCUCGUUGGUUCAAUGAGGAGAAGAACCCCGGAGUGUCUGCAGCAUACGCCGAGCGAUAUUUCAACUCCGGGCUGACACCAGAAGAGCUGCAAUCCAACAAACCAAUUAUUGGUAUCGCCCAGUCUGGAUCCGACUUGACGCCAUGCAACCGGCAUCACCUGCUGCUGGCGCAACGAGUCCGGGCGGGCAUUCGCGCUGCCGGGGGCGUGCCUUUAGAAUUUCCAACCCACCCUAUCCAGGAGAGCACAAGAAGACCGACUGCGGCUUUGGAUAGAAAUCUUGCCUAUUUAGGCCUCGUGGAAUUGCUACAUGGAUAUCCGCUGGAUGGCGUCGUGCUGCUGACCGGAUGCGACAAAACGACACCGGCCUUUCUCAUGGCGGCUGCCACAGUCAAUAUCCCAACCAUCUGUAUGAAUGUAGGUCCGAUGCUAAAUGGCCAUCUAGAAGGCUCAAGCGCGCGCGUCGGGUCGGGAACCAUAUUCUGGAAAGCUAGAGAAGAACAUGCAGCAGGUAGAAUCGACAAUGACAUGCUCAUAAAACUUGUGGCAGCAGGAACACCAUCGGUAGGACAUUGCAACACUAUGGGAACGGCGUCUACGAUGAAUGCUCUAGCCGAAGCGCUGGGUAUGGCUCUCCCAGGGUCGGCAGCCAUUCCAGCCCCAUAUCGCGAAAGAACCCAGUGUGGAUAUGAAACGGGUAAGACAAUAGUCGAGAUGGUGUACUCGGACCGUAAGCCUAGCGACAUUAUGACCCGCGAAGCCUUCGAGAAUGCUAUCGUAGUGAAUAGCGCCAUCGGGGGAAGCACAAAUGCUCCAAUACACCUUAUUGCUAUUGCUAAACACGUCGGAGUUACUCUCGAUCUCGACGACUUUGAUCGCAUCGGCUACGAAAUUCCACUGAUAUUGAACGUCCAGCCAGCGGGCGAAAUGCUAUGUGAGGAGUACUAUCAAGCAGGCGGACUCCCGGCGGUAAUGGCCGAGCUUCUAGAUCAAGGCAAACUACACGCUGAAAUACUGACCUGUACUGGUAAGACAAUAAAAGAGGUCGCAUUCGGGAGACACUCAUGGGACAGAAGGACGAUAAAGGCAUAUUGCGAUCCGAUCAAGGCGCGGGCUGGGUUUGCGCACCUAAAAGGGAAUCUGUUUGACUCUGCAAUUAUGAAGACUUCUGUUAUCUCACGAGAAUUUCGAGAAGCCUAUCUACAAGAUGUCAAUGACCCCAAUACAUUCGAAGGGCGAAUCGUGGUCUUUGAGGGACCGGAAGAUUACGAAAGACGUAUCGAGGAUGCGCAGACUCGAAUCGACGAUAGAACGAUUCUCGUAAUGCGAGGUGUUGGUCCGCUGGGGUUUCCAGGUGCUGCAGAAGUGGUCAAUAUGCGUGCGCCCAGCCACCUGCUGAAGCGAGGUAUUCGUUCUCUCCCGUGUAUCGGGGAUGGAAGGCAGUCUGGUACCUCGGGAUCACCGUCUAUUCUGAACGCAAGUCCUGAAGCGGCGCUUGGUGGCAACCUAGCCCUCAUACGUGACGGCGAUCGACUUCGGGUCGACUUGAAUAGCCGGCGCGUUGAUCUCUUGCUUUCCGAAGAUGAAUUGGACAAGAGACGAAAGGAAAUGGAGGACCAGGGUGGUUUCCCGGUCCCAGAGAGUCAGACCCCGUGGCAGGAAAUCUUUAGAAGAGAAGUGGGCCAGCUGGACGGAGGCAUGGUCCUGAGAGACGCCGUCAAAUAUCAACGAGUGGCACAGCGCUGGGCAGUCCCACGCCACAAUCAUUGA